Molecule: messenger RNA, 532 nt
Organism: Apaloderma vittatum (bar-tailed trogon)
Lineage: Eukaryota; Metazoa; Chordata; Aves; Trogoniformes; Trogonidae
Gene: RPL19
Product: ribosomal protein L19
Exons: 4
Biological process (GO): translation
Cellular component (GO): ribosome; cytosolic large ribosomal subunit
Molecular function (GO): RNA binding; structural constituent of ribosome
Source: RefSeq, a predicted model, not a curated record
GCCAGCAGAUCAGGAAGUUGAUUAAGGAUGGUCUGAUCAUCCGCAAACCCGUCACCGUUCACUCUCGUGCCCGAUGCAGGAAGAACACCUUGGCCCGCCGGAAGGGCAGGCACAUGGGCAUCGGUAAGAGAAAGGGUACGGCCAACGCUCGCAUGCCUGAGAAGGUGACCUGGAUGAGGAGGAUGCGAAUUUUGAGGCGCCUGCUCCGCAGAUACAGGGAAUCCAAGAAGAUCGACCGCCACAUGUACCACAGCCUGUACCUGAAGGUCAAGGGUAACGUGUUCAAGAACAAGCGGAUCCUCAUGGAGCACAUCCACAAGCUCAAGGCGGACAAAGCCCGCAAGAAGCUCUUGGCCGACCAGGCUGAAGCUCGCCGGUCCAAAACCAAGGAGGCGCGUAAGCGCCGCGAGGAGCGUCUGCAGGCCAAGAAGGAGGAGAUCAUCAAGACCCUCUCCAAGGAGGAAGAGACCAAGAAGUGAGCGCUGCUGCUGCCCCGCCCGCGAGCCUUCAAUAAAACAUCCAGGACUUGUCC